This is a messenger RNA of Coccidioides immitis RS, 354 nucleotides long. RefSeq lists its product as uncharacterized. Lineage: Eukaryota; Fungi; Ascomycota; Eurotiomycetes; Onygenales; Onygenaceae. The transcript has a single exon. The record is from RefSeq and is a predicted model, not a curated record. The coding region runs from base 1 to 354 and encodes 117 amino acids.
AUGCCUUUUCAAUUCACGCACCCCGCUCCCCUCACACAGCGUCCGGGGUGCGAGUGCGCCCUGCCAUCCAGCCAGCAAAUCACCAGCUCCAGAACCAUCGCAAGCACCAAACCUCUAAGACAAAGACCAGGUCUUUUAGGUGGGGAAACCAAAGCCGCUACGCAAUCCCUCGUAUUAAGAGGAAACGCCAGAAAGCAGACACCCGUCACGCCGCAACGCAUGAACGGCUUAAACGCUCGUGCAACAUCUCAGUCUGAUGGACGCAUGAUUCAACUCCACAGGCAGACCUUUUUCGACGGCUCUUGUGAUGGGACCCAUGAUCCAAGCCACAGGGGGUUACCCUCAUGGUGGUAA